GGAGAAUUUGCCUCUUGUGGCCCUAUCUGAGAAUAAAAGCUAUACUUUCUGCUGCUUUUUCCUAGUUCUGAUGAAAAUGUCUGCGUGAGAGGAUCGACACUGCUGACAAAAAUGAAUUUUCCAAUAAAGGUGAGCCCGAGGGCACGGCUGGUGCUGCUCGCAGUCGCAUUACUGAGCCUUUUCUACUUCAUCCUUGACUCGUAUUUGACAAACGACACGAGCGGAUGCAGCUUGCAGCGCGAUCACAUAUUUUUCCUCAAGAUGCACAAGUGCGGCAGUUCUACCGUGCAGAACAUCCUCAUGAGAAGAGGUUUGCAGAAAGAACUCAAUUUCGUUCUUCCCAGGAACGGCCACUACCUGGGCCAUCCGGAGCCAUUCCGCCGGUCUCACGUGGACGCGCGCUUUCUCAGCUUCGACGCCACGUUCGAUGUCCUGGCGCACCACAGCCGCUUCAGCCCCUGCGGGGUCGCCGAGGUCAUGCCCCCCGACGCGGUCAAGGUCACCAUCCUCAGGGAGCCGGUCGACCUGUUUGAGUCGCUCUACAACUACUACAAACUCAACAGGGCCCGCUACGGGCAGUCGCUCGGGAAACUCUUGCAGUUCGACUUGCAAAUGCUUAAGAGCAUGGCCAAAAGCAUGUCGCGAUGGGGCGGCAGAAUCGGAUUCAACCAGAUGGCGUUUGACGUUGGUUUGAUGCCAGAGGAUUUCUACAAAAAGUGGCGAGUGAACCAAACGAUCAAACAAAUGGACGAGCAAUUCGACUUGGUGAUGAUCUCAGAGCACAUGGAGGCCUCCCUGGUACUUCUGGCCGACACCAUGUGUUGGCCCUUGGAGGAGGUGGCGUUUGUGUCGCUUAACAGGCGGCUGAACAGCACCACAGCCAGGACCGAAUUGAGCGACUCGGAGAAGGAAAAGCUGCGCGAAGUCAACUGGGCCGACGCGCGAAUUUACGACCACUUCAAAGGCGAGUUCGAGCGAAAGGUGAGGGAGUACGGCGAGGCGAAAAUGGAGGCGAAAGUGGCCGAGCUGAAGCGUCUGAACGCGCAACUGGAAGCCGAGUGCAUCAGCCAAGUGAUUGAGCCCGAAAACCCGAGCAAGGACUACCCGGUGUUUACCUACCAGAUCAACGAGAACGCCGCCGAAGUUUGCAAACUCGUGGUCAUGGAGGAGCUCGACUUCACCGCGAUGCUGAAACGAGUGCAGCUCGAGAGGUUCAGCCACUUGGAGGGCGACGUCGAUGAUGCCUAGCAAAGCAACUUGAAACGCGACACCGCGCGACCGACCACGCAAAUGUAAUAUUCCGAGUGGCAGAAAACUGACACUGAAUUUGUGUAGACGCCGUUUGAUCGGCCAGAGGCAGGCCAGAGGUAGCGAGCGCUCCUGUCACGACCGACUGCUGAUAUAUAUCGAAAGCCACCGCCGUUCGUUUUUUGCGCGAAAACGAGCCACUCGUGUGUGAUCAAUCGCACAGCCGGCAUCGAAUGGAAAAUAAUUCCAUCAGCUUUUUUGCACCGACGACCAUCCGCAGGUCAAGGACUCUGUGUGCAGUCGAUCGAUUUAAUUCAAUGACCUAAACUGUCGAAUCGGUUUUGAAAUACAACGCUCAAAAGACUGAUUAUUCACAAUCAAUCCGGUUGCUCUCAUUACAUUAAAGAGGUAUGCUACCGGACAAAAAUGGAAAUUGUUCUCCGCGUGAUUGAUUCAUGAGUCGAUGUUUCAUCACAUUAAAAUUUUGACCAAUCGUGGACUUUGCAUAACUAUUGGUCAUGCUUUUAUAUGACUGCGUUCAAUUUUAUUUCUGGAAACUUAAACAACUAAAUCGUUGUAAAUCGUUGUCAGGAAAAUUGAUUGUUUUUAAAACCUGCGCCACCUGAAAUGAACUAAAUAUUUUCAUUGCUGCGUCACUGAAUUUUUAUUUAAAACAAUCCUCAAUGAUGUAAGAGUAUAGAAUGAUUUUUCCAAUUAAGAAAAAUAUCUCCUACAAUAUUCAAAGGUGACAAGGAAUAUUUUUAGAGUUUACGAAAUGUGUUCUACAGCGGCAUCAAUGUAAAAGCAGUCCAGUGGGGUGUUUAAGAGAUUACUUUUUUAUUUGAGAAAUUCACCUAAUUGUUCUCUUUCGUCUCUUAAAAUUUUAACUCUCCCUCCUGACAAAAUAAAAUGAAAUCAUAAAACACCUAAGUGUACAACAGAAAAAAUAAAUAAGGAUAUUUUAUCAACGUUCAUUGCUUCAUUUUGAUUUGGCGCAGCUUGAGUCAGAGUU
Messenger RNA from Cloeon dipterum, 2260 nucleotides. RefSeq names its product galactose-3-O-sulfotransferase 4-like. Gene Ontology annotation, biological process: glycolipid biosynthetic process. Gene Ontology annotation, molecular function: galactosylceramide sulfotransferase activity. Gene Ontology annotation, cellular component: membrane. Lineage: Eukaryota; Metazoa; Arthropoda; Insecta; Ephemeroptera; Baetidae. The record is from RefSeq and is a predicted model, not a curated record. Bases 112 to 1248 code for a protein of 378 amino acids. The transcript has 4 exons.